Messenger RNA from Plasmodium coatneyi, 3168 nucleotides. Its product is annotated as Duffy-binding protein 1. NCBI's taxonomy places the organism in Eukaryota, Apicomplexa, Aconoidasida, Haemosporida, Plasmodiidae. The coding region runs from base 1 to 3168 and encodes 1055 amino acids. The record is from RefSeq and is a predicted model, not a curated record. Gene Ontology annotation, molecular function: host cell surface receptor binding. Gene Ontology annotation, cellular component: membrane. The transcript is spliced from 4 exons.
AUGCAAGGUGAAAAUGGUCGUAUUUUAGCUACAGAACAUCAUUAUAUGGAGGACGAUCACAUACAACCAUGGUUAGAAGGAAUUGAUGGAAGCAGAAUAGGAAGAGUGCAGCAAAAUGUAAAAUAUAAAUAUGGCGUAACGGAACUAAAAAUGAAGGAUGCACAAAUGAAUGGAAAAAGAACUAAUCGCAUUUUGAAGGAAUCCACUUAUGAGGCGCAAAACUUUACGGACAACAAUGACAUAGGGGAAGAAGCAAAUGGAGAACAUAAAACAGACAGUAAAACGGAUAACGGGAGGAAUGUAAACAAUUUGGUCAUGUUAGAUUAUGAUAUGUCUGGAAGUGGGCAUCCAUCUGAGACCCUUGAUAAUGUUCCUGAAUUUGUGACUGAGCAUCAGGGAAAAUCUCUUAGAAAUUCCUCGGAAGGUGGUGGGCAUCCUUACGAUAUGGGUCAGACGAAAACAAUGUCUAGUGGUGUUAUGAAUGAUGCUUUUCUUCAAAGGAAGGUAAUGAAAAAUUGUAAUGAUAAGAGAAAACGUUGGGCAAGAGAUUGGCAAUGUCCAACUCAGAAGGAUGUUUGUAUACCAGAUCGAAGAUUUCAAUUAUGUAUGAUGGAACUUACGAAUUUAGAAAAUAAUAAAGACAAAAAUUCUGAUAAUGAUAUAAAAAUUCGGAAAUUGGAUUUAAAAAAUAAACUUAUCCAUGAUGCAACAGUAGAGGGUGAUUUAUUAUUGAAGAAGAAUAACUACAGAUAUAACAAAGUCUUCUGUAAGGAUAUAAGAUGGAGUUUGGAAGAUUUUGGAGAUAUAAUUAUGGGAACUGAUAUGGAAGGUAUUGGAUAUUCCAAAGUAGUGGAAGAUAAUUUGAGCAGCAUCUUUGGAACUGAUGAAAAGGGCCGAAUGGAUCGUAAGCAGUGGUGGAAUGAAUCUAAAGAAGAGAUUUGGAAAGCAUUGAUGUCCUCAGUUAAGACAAGAUGGGAUAAUAAAUUUGGAUUGAAGGAGAAGUUUGUAUGGAUUUGUGAAGAAAAUGUUGUGACAGAUGUGGAAGCGCAGAUAUAUAGAUGGAUUCGAGAAUGGGGAAUGGAUUAUGUGUCAGAAUUAUCCGCAGAACAAAAGAAACUGAAAGAAAAUUGUGACGGAAAAAUGAACGAUAAUGGUAAAAAAGUAUGUACGGUGUCUGCAUGCCAAAAUUCGUGUAAAUUAUACGAUAAAUGGAUAACCAAAAAAAAAACACAAUGGGAUAUUCUGUCAAAUAAAUUUAUAAGUGUUAAAAAGGAACAGAACAUCCAGACAGCAGAUAUCGCAGCACCUUAUGAUAUACUGAAACAGGAGUUAAAUGAAUUUAACGAGGUCGCUUUCCAGAAUGAAAUUAACAAACGUGAUAAUGUAUAUAUUGAUUUAUGCGUUUGUGCCGUUAAAGAGGUUAGCAGAAAUGCCCAGGAAAUAGUGGAAAAGGUAGAAAAGUCUCCUACAUCGAAUUCACCAAAUUUGGAGUCCACUACACAAUCUGCAAAUAAUAGUAAGGAGGAUCAGGUUAGGGGGGAUACUACGCACGGAAUUGUUAACAGUGGCGCAGAUAGUUCCACCACAGGUAAAGCUGCUACGGGGGAUGGUCAAAAUGAAAAUCACACACCUGCAGAAGACCAUGUACAGCGAAGUGAUAUUGCUCAAAAUGCACCUGGCGAAAAUGUUGAUGCGCAUAAAUCUGUAACUGCAGGGGGUGCUGACACUACGAGCACUACGGAUAUUGCAAAUAAUGGGAAGGAAAACUUGGACACAUCAGGUAGUCGACCUUCUGAGUCUACCGUUAAAGAAAAUAGCUCAGAUGAAAGUACUGUGAACAGUUUAUCUGUACCUAAGGAAAAUAGUGAACAGCCAUUGGUAACCACUCAUAACGGUUUGGGACCUUCGGAAGAUAAUAAUGAUAACAAUAAAUCCACGGAAUCUCAUGCGCCAAAUGCAAAUCCGAAAAUUGGGACUGUAGAUAGUAGUAAGGAUUCUGCGCACGGAAUCGUUAACACUGCCGAGGAUAGUUCUACCAUAAGUGCAGCUACUCCUGGUAAUGGCGGUUCGGCUGAUGUUAAACCUGUUGAAGAUCCUGCUACGACUGAGAAUGGUGGUGCUCAUGGUGACACUGCGCAAGGUUCUUUACCGAGUCCGUCGAAUGAUCCAUCAGUCCUUGCUGGACAAAAAGGAAAUUCUGAUGUUAGAAAAGAGGAAAGUGAAAAAAGCAAGGCUAACCUGGACGGAGAAAGUGUUCACAUUACCGAACAGGGAACUCCAACCAUUACUGAAACUCAACCUGAACAAUCUGAUAUUGCUGAUCCUGGUGUUGUUGGGGUUACUGGAAGUGACAAAACUGAGGGUGCAACUCCGUUAAGUGGAACUAAAAGUUUGGAAACAAACGAAAGUGUAUAUAAAACUACUAAUGAUACAACUGACAGUGUAGAAAAUACAAAUGGAGGAAGUGAAAGAGGUUUUCAAAAGCAUGAUUUUAACAAUAGUAAUAUGCCGAAUGGUGGGCCCAAUUCUAAUCAAACUGCACGUGUAGAUGAACAUCACAGGGGUAGCAUCAGGCAAGAUGAAGCAGAAAGGAGAGGGCAUAUGUAUCAAGAUAAUUCUAUGGAAAAUCCAAAUAGGUACCAAUUAUAUAGCCAUAAUAAUUUGAGUAAUGAUAAAUUAAAUAUAGACGAAUACCAACACAGAGAUGUAAAUGCAACAAGGGAAGAAAUUAUCCGUAUGUCUAAAGCACACAAGUGCAAUAAUAAUGUUUCCUUAAAGUACUGUAACUCUAUAGAAGACAGAAUGUCAUCGAGCACUUGUUCUAAAGAGGAAAGAGGAAAUUUAUGUUGUUCAAUAUCGGAUUUUUGUUUGAACUAUUUUGAGGUUUAUUCUUAUGAUUACCAUAAUUGCAUGAAAAAGGAAUUUGAAGAUCCAUCAUAUAAGUGCUUUACAAAAGGGAGCUUUACAAACAAGGCUUAUUUUGCCGCCGGGGGAGCGUUCCUGAUACUGUUGUUGUUAAUGGCCGCACGGAAUAUGAACGAUUAUGAUCCUGAAGAAGAAGCUUCAUUUAAUGAUUUCGAAGAAUACUCUGAUAAUAUUCAUAGAAUCCCGCUGAUUCCUGACGAUAUUGAACAUAUCCAAACGUCAACCCCCCUGGAUUAUUCAUGA